AUGUUAUUGAGCGCCCAGCUGACCAAGCGCCGGAGGAAGCGAAGAAAGCCGAGGUCCAGUGAGCCCUUUCAGCUGAGUUUGGUACUGGUGAACCCGGCCACCUCCUUCGAUCGCACGGCCUGGCCACUGCUUGGCCGAGCCCUAGCCGCUGUGCCCAAUGAGCCACAGGCUUUGCCGCCCUGGCUGCCCCACAAGGACCUGGACGAUCUCUUCCAGGAGAUCUGCGCAAACGUGUCCAGCUGUCGCCCUACCCGUACUUGGCGGGCUCAGCGCUCACGGGCACCGUUGCCGACAGCACGCAGCUUGGGCGUCUGGCCUCGCGAAUCGGCUUGCAAGUCUUCAACUCCGGCGACACCUUGGACCCCAGCGUUGAGAGCUUCCUGCUGUAUCCGGAGAACCUCGCCCAGCUCCUACCGCCCGAGACGGUGA
This is a messenger RNA of Effrenium voratum, 429 nucleotides long. NCBI's taxonomy places the organism in Eukaryota, Dinophyceae, Suessiales, Symbiodiniaceae. The record is from the annotation of a GenBank genome assembly.